Molecule: messenger RNA, 249 nt
Organism: Lathyrus sativus (Indian pea)
Lineage: Eukaryota; Viridiplantae; Streptophyta; Magnoliopsida; Fabales; Fabaceae
Source: the annotation of a GenBank genome assembly
AUGGCCUGUUCUGAUAUUCGGGAUUUGUGCGAGGAAGGAUCUAACGUUAGCCGCUUGAGAAAUAAUUGGCAGAAAGCAUCUCAGAAGAAUCGCUGUAAGAGAAAAACCACUGUUAUGGAAUUUGAAUCAGACUGGACACAGCAUCAAAAAUCAUCCGAUUAUACUGCUCAAGUGAUUAGUUCUGCAACAUCUUUUAUGCCUUGGUCUGGUAGAAUCCCAAUUGGUGAAGGAUUUCAUGAAUUUCUUUAG